UUUUCACAUUUAGGGGCUCUCGAGGAGUUGCCUCCAUUCAUUAACUGAAGGAGAAAAGAUCAUUGAAAACCCUAAAGAAGUCUUUAGAAGCAAUAAUCGCUCUCUUCUUCGUAGCCCCAAAGGAAAAAAAAGGAAGACGCAACCAAAUACUCAAAGGUGCUGAGAUGUGUCUGUUGAUUGCUUCUGGUCUAUGGGUUCCUGCGACAUUCUGAGUGUGUUGUUCGGUUUAGAUUUUUGCUUUGUUACAAUGGGUUAUGCUCAGCUCGUUAUCGGCCCAGCAGGCAGCGGAAAGUCAACUUAUUGCUCAUCUUUGUAUGAACACUGUGAAACCGUCGGCAGAACAAUGAAUGUUGUUAACUUGGAUCCUGCUGCUGAAAUCUUUAACUAUCCUGUGGCUAUGGAUAUCAGAGAGCUUGUUUCUUUGGAAGAUGUAAUGGAGGAGCUUGGGCUUGGUCCUAAUGGUGCCCUCAUGUACUGCAUGGAAUACCUUGAGGAUAGCUUACAUGAUUGGGUGGAUGAAGAAUUGGAGAACUACAGGGACGAUGAUUACCUUAUAUUUGAUUGUCCAGGCCAGAUAGAACUGUUUACACAUGUUCCUGUGCUCAAGAACUUUGUGGCGCAUUUGCAACAGAAGAACUUCAACGUCUGUGUUGUUUAUCUGCUUGAUUCACAGUUCAUAACAGAUGUCACCAAGUUUAUCAGCGGUUGCAUGUCGUCUCUCUCUGCAAUGAUCCAGCUUGAAUUACCACACAUCAACAUCCUCUCAAAGAUGGAUCUCUUGCAGGAUAAAAGCAACAUUGAUAACUACUUGGAUCCGGAGCCUCGCACAUUGUUGGCAGAGUUAAACGAAAAGAUGGGUCCACGAUACGCGAAAUUGAACAAAGCCCUGAUUGAGAUGGUGGGAGAAUAUGGGAUGGUGAAUUUCAUUCCGCUUGACAUAAGGAAAGAACGAAGUAUUCAGUAUGUUCUGUCUCAGAUUGAUGUCUGCAUCCAGUUUGGAGAAGACGCUGACGUUAAGAUCAAAGAUGAGGAUGAAGAUUUUGGUGAUGAUCAGUGAUUUGUUACUCUGAUUCACGGACGUUUCUCUUAAACUUCUGAACAAUCUUAGUCUUAUCAAAGGCCAAUGAACUUGUGAAAACUAUUUUAUUUGCUGAAUACCAAAACCUUAACUAGUGAGAUAUUUACAACUA
This is a messenger RNA of Raphanus sativus (radish), 1190 nucleotides long. Its product is annotated as GPN-loop GTPase 3. Gene Ontology annotation, molecular function: GTPase activity. Lineage: Eukaryota; Viridiplantae; Streptophyta; Magnoliopsida; Brassicales; Brassicaceae. The coding region runs from base 191 to 1057 and encodes 288 amino acids. The record is from RefSeq and is a predicted model, not a curated record. The transcript has 11 exons.